Messenger RNA from Anolis carolinensis (green anole), 2981 nucleotides. It is a transcript of the gene cracr2b, whose product is annotated as calcium release activated channel regulator 2B. Bases 532 to 2616 code for a protein of 694 amino acids. The record is from RefSeq and is a predicted model, not a curated record. Gene Ontology annotation, biological process: vesicle-mediated transport. Lineage: Eukaryota; Metazoa; Chordata; Lepidosauria; Squamata; Anolidae. Gene Ontology annotation, molecular function: GTP binding; GTPase activity; calcium ion binding. The transcript has 19 exons.
GUGAACAGGGAACGCGCGCGGGCGACUUGAAAGGCCUCUCCCGGAGAGAGGUGCGCGCACGGCCGGCCUCUGGGAUUGGCUUCCUGGCCUCCUUCGCUGCAGCAGCGCCGCUGCCCACCUGUCGGCUCCUCCGUCCUGCCCUGCCCUGCCCUGUCUUUUCCUCUCGUUCCCUGUCCUUUCUCCGCGCCCGGAGAGGCUGCCUGUCGGCGUUUAAGGGCGGAGCUCGGGCCCUCCUCCUCCUCCCCCGGCGCCCCAGUCCCGCUCGCCUCCUGGCCACGCGCGAAGCCUACCGGAGCCCCUCCUCUUCUUUUCCUCGAAGGGAAACUCCGAGACCGGCAGCUUGGGCCUCCCUCAGUCCCCAAGAGCCCGCCAGCUUUUUGCUUCACAGUGUGUAAAUGUCAUGCAAGACUCAAAGGUUUUAUGAUGAUGAUAAUUUACAUCAAGAAAUCAACAAAAUGAAAUUUGGAAAAAUAUGCAUAAAGAAAACAGACCGUUACGUUCUAAUGCCUCCGAAGAAAGCGUUGUGAAGCAAUGGAAAGAACUGACAAGCAAAAUGGACGCUUUGAAACAGCCCAUGGUGAGGAUGAGGAUGGAACUGUUUCUGUUCCCUCGUCACCUCUUCCUCUCUGCUUGAACAAUAUGGAAAUGUUGGAAAAGGCCAGGGAGCUCUUCCAUCUCUGUGACAAGGAGGGAAAGGGCUUUAUUACCAAAGCUGACAUGCAACGGUUGCAAUGUGAGCUGCCUCUCACCACUGAACAACUAGAAGCUGUUUUUGAUAACCUGGAACAAAACAAUAAUGGUUAUCUCACCCCAGUUGAAUUCAGUAUGGGUCUAGGAAAAUUCAUUGGAAUUGAACAGUACCAAAGCUCUGAAAGCACCAGACAUGAGGAGACAUUUGAGUCUGGCUGGUCAGAUGAUUUGGACCAGACAGAUGAGGAGGAGAAGAGAUUUUGCUCCCUGCUGGAACAACUAGAUUCAUUUCAAGUCUUUGAAGAUCAGAGUGAGGUCCAGGAGCUUUGGGCUCGUCUUCGGAAAGAGCAGCCAGAGCUCUUGGGCACUUUUGAAGAAUUAAUUUUUCGCAUUUCCUCAUAUCUUAAGGAUGUACAACAGGAGAAAGAGUCCAUGGAACUGGUGUUAAAAAGGCGGGAGAUAGACCAUGACAGAGAAAUCAGGUGCCUCUAUGAAGAAAUGGAGCAGCAAAUUAAGGCAGAAAGAGAACAGCUGCUCUGUCAGGAAUCCACAAAGCAGGGCAAGAGCAGCCUGCUCCAAAAGGAGCUGCGGAACAAAGAACAAGAAUUUGAGAAAAUGCUUUGUCAUCAGAAAAAGCUGGAGCUUCAGUUACAGUCCCAGAACUCAAUGCAGCUGGAGAUAAGAGUGCAAAACGAGAGGCUACAGAUUCUGAAUGAAAGCCUCCUGGAUCAGCUGGAGAGAAGCAGAUGGGAGCUGGAGGUAGCCCAGGGCCAACUUCAACACCUACAGAAAGAAGCCCAGCUUGAACAGGAACAGAAGGACAGGGAUGUGUUUAAAGUCUCUAAGAAUAUGCAAAAAGAAAAGAAAAGCCUCCUGCGACAACUGGAGCUUCUCAGGGAGAUGAACAAGAAGCUGAGAGAUGAGAGGGACGCCUUUGAAGCCAAGAAGCUGACUGCUACUGAAAGGAAAAAGUCCCAGUGGAAGAAAGGGUCAAUGAUAGGCAAAUACCUAGUGGAAGAGAAGCCAGCCAAAUGUCAGCUUUUUCCUGGAAAUUUUCCUCUUGUCUUGCCCGAAGAUACUAUAAUGGAAGAACCUACCAACAACAAUUGUAAAUUGUUUCCGAAAAGCAUGACCAAUUUGAAGGAUGAAAGAGGAACUAAUCUAUCAGUGAAACAAUCUACAGCUUCUAGGAAAGUAACAGAGAAGCAGAAAAUUUCAAGAAACAGUGGGACUCCAAGGUCUCUGAAAAGCAAUACGAAUAGGAGAGAGAUGCAUGAGCCCAUGGAUCUUCUUUUGUUCCCAAGAGGAAAGCCCAUUGACGAUGACACUAAGAGAUCUGAAUCCUCUCCUGAUCGUGUCUUCAAAGUGGUGUUUCUUGGUAACUCCGGAGUUGGCAAGAGUUCCUUCAUCCAUCGCUUUUGCUACAACAGAUUCUUGUCUGAAAUCAAUUCCACCAUUGGCAUCGAUUACCAGGUGAAGAGUUUGAUGGUUGACAAUAUGCAGGUGGUUUUACAGCUAUGGGAUACAGCUGGGCAGGAAAGAUUCCGGAGUAUCACGAAACAGUAUUUCCGAAGAGUGGAUGGAGUCCUGGUCAUGUAUGACACCACAGCUGAAUGCACCUUUGUGGCUGUUCGGAACUGGAUGUCAUGUGCCCAGGAUGGGGUUGAAGAUGAUGCAGUGAUGUUUCUGCUUGGAAACAAAAUUGACAUAGCUGACAAACAGAAACCCAAAAUACCCAGGACUGCAGGUGAAAGGCUAGCAAAGGAAUAUAAGGCUGUUUUCUAUGAGUGCAGUGCAAUGACUGGCUAUAACAUUUUGGAGCCCAUGCUGCAUAUGGCAAGGCUCCUGACAGCACACGAGGACAGGCAGAGAGAGUGGGCACUGCACCUGGAGGAAUACAACAAUGGAAAGGGAUGUUGUUUGUAACAGACCUCAUUCAAGAACAUGUCAUAAAAUAUACCAGUUGAAGAGAGAGAGACAGAAUGAGCUGUCUCUGAGAAAGAUAUGGAUAGAUGUUCUUGACAGCACUGGGACUGCGGGAAGAUGAAAAAUCCUUUUUUUUCCUUCAAAAAAAUUGACAUGGCAUUACUUGUAGCUGAAAAUCACCCAUGUAUUAUCCAUGUUGCUUCAGGUAUUAGUCUGAGUUACAGCUCAGGGAUACAACAUUUAUUAGUGUGUCAUUAUAAGUUCAUUCUUCUGGUUUGUACAAACUUACUUAGAAAAACGGGAAAAUACAUUUCUAUGUAAUUUCACCGGGUUCAUUUAAUUAUAAACAAAACAAUUUGAACAAA